AUGGAAGCUGCUGCAUUAUACCCCUGGUCAACCGCAGAAUCAUUGAUGCGUUUGGCAAGGAAAAAUUCAUUGCCCAGAUUGCCAGGCAAUUUACGAGAAUUAGCAACAUUAUUUGAGGAUGGACAGCUCAACAGAUUCGCAUGUUGUAAUAAUGUUUUAUUCAAAGGUUGUGUGCAGGAUACUGAUAACAAGACAAGUAUAAUAUUUGCCUGCACACAACUUAUUAGAUCGGUUCUUAUGAAUGAUAUCCAAGAAAUCCAUGCAGAUGCAACGUUUAAAGUUAUUCCUUCAAACAUGGGUUACCAAAUGUUAACACUACAUUGCAUGGUUCAAAAUUAUUCAAUACCUAUUGUUUACGUACUAAUGGAGAAGAAGACGAGAACUUCAUACGAAUCUGUUUUUCGGUUCAUCAAAAAUAAUUUAUUACCAACAUUAACACCAAGUGUUAUUAUUACGGACUACGAGACAGCAUUGAGAGAUGUGUUAAUGUCAGUGUUUCCAGGUGCCCRUUCUGUGGGUUGCUGGUUCCAUCAUAACCAGGCCCUAUGGAAAAAAAUGAAAAGUUUACAAUAUUUAAAUUAUAUCAACAACAACGAUAAUGCAAAAAAAGUAUUCCGAUUAUUAAUGUGCCUUCCACUGUUACCGGCUCAAAGCAUGGAAACUGGAUUCAUGUUAAUCAGAGCAUUUGUUAUUAACCAUCAAGUCAAUUUAGAACGGUUAGGGRAGAAUGGGGGAAUACCGAUGCCGCGUAAGUAUGUUAGAGUUACAAAUCGAGGUGAUUGGUCACAUGAAAACUUAUUAAAUGCUAUGAGUGCAAUUUCCAAUAAGGACUCAUUAGAAAAGCCUCAAAAGCCUAUGGUAUUCCGUUCAGCACACUCCAAGAAAGGAUUAAAAAGGGCCAAACCCAAAUUUUAA
Molecule: messenger RNA, 915 nt
Organism: Diuraphis noxia (Russian wheat aphid)
Lineage: Eukaryota; Metazoa; Arthropoda; Insecta; Hemiptera; Aphididae
Molecular function (GO): DNA binding
Source: RefSeq, a predicted model, not a curated record